AUCCCAAAAGAAAUGCUUUAAUACCUUCCCAAACUACUUUCUAAUUAGAGCUUAAAGUCUUCCAUUGGCCUAAUCUAAAACCCUAGAAUUAUUUUAGAGAGAGAAAGAAUAAGUUAGAUGGGAAGAGGGAAGAUUGUGAUUAGAAGAAUUGAUAAUUCAACAAGCAGACAAAUUACUUUCUCUAAAAGAAGAAAUGGUUUGAUUAAGAAAGCUAAGGAAUUAGCAAUUCUUUGUGAUGCUCAACUUGGAUUGAUUAUAUUUUCUAGCACUGGCAAGCUCUAUGAAUUUGCAAACACUUGCAGCAUGAAAUCAAUUAUUGAACGAUACAACAGGACAAAAGAGGAGCAUCAGCAAUUGUUGAAUCCAAUAUCAGAAGUCAAGUUUUGGCAAAGGGAGGCAGCAAGCCUGAGGCAACAACUGCACAGCUUGCAAGAAAGCCACCGGCAAUUGAUGGGAGAACAACUCGAUGGUUUGAGUAUCAAAGACCUUCAGAAUUUAGAGAAUCAAUUGGAAAUGAGUUUGAGGGGCAUACGCAUUAGAAAGGAACAAAUUUUAACUGAUGAGAUACAAGAACUCAGACGAAAGGGAAACUUAAUUCACCAGGAAAAUUUACAACUGUAUAAGAAGGUUCAUGGCACAAGGGAUGAUCAUGGAACAACUGGAAGUUCCUUAAUGCAGUAUGGUGGUUUUGACAGUGAAGAAAACUCCAGCAUCCCCACACAUCUUCAACUAAGCCAACCAGAACAGACAAUUUAUGAGGCACCACCUAGCGAAACAAAGUAAAGUUAUGCCAACAAAAGUACUGGCCAUUUUCCACAGAAUGGAUUUAAGGCAUACUAUAAGGCAUGCAAAAACUUAUAGCUAAAAAAGAUAGGGCCUUCCUUCAUUACGGAGCUCCUAUAAUGAACCACUCAUUGAUGAUAGGCAUAUGAUCUCCUUAAAAAAAUAUCAAAGUUCACUGCAGCUGGAAAGACAAAUUUUGCAGAAAUAGAUGACUUGAUUCCCUAUUGUCGCAGAUUGAUAAUGCUGCAGGAAUAAUAAUAUCUAUAACCGAAACAUUAAAAUAUUGUAUAAGAUAUAAUCUUAGAAUAAUUCAAACAUGAUUUUGAGAGACAAAUUUUAAGCACUAUCUGCAAUCAUAAGACAUGCUUAUUUUCCUGAUAUAAUUUUGGUUGUUUUCUCUAAUUUUAAAUUUCUUCUUUUGUUAGAAACUUGCAAGUCGUGUAAGGAAAAUCUGUCAAGAAUAUCAGUUUCACCGUUCGACACAA
Mercurialis annua (annual mercury) is the source of this 1268-nucleotide messenger RNA. RefSeq names its product MADS-box transcription factor 23. The record is from RefSeq and is a predicted model, not a curated record. Bases 118 to 783 code for a protein of 221 amino acids. Gene Ontology annotation, cellular component: nucleus. NCBI's taxonomy places the organism in Eukaryota, Viridiplantae, Streptophyta, Magnoliopsida, Malpighiales, Euphorbiaceae. The transcript has 9 exons. Gene Ontology annotation, molecular function: DNA-binding transcription factor activity, RNA polymerase II-specific; protein dimerization activity; RNA polymerase II cis-regulatory region sequence-specific DNA binding. Gene Ontology annotation, biological process: positive regulation of transcription by RNA polymerase II.